Molecule: messenger RNA, 1832 nt
Organism: Nematolebias whitei (Rio pearlfish)
Lineage: Eukaryota; Metazoa; Chordata; Actinopteri; Cyprinodontiformes; Rivulidae
Gene: pcsk2
Product: proprotein convertase subtilisin/kexin type 2
Biological process (GO): protein processing
Cellular component (GO): trans-Golgi network; Golgi membrane
Molecular function (GO): serine-type endopeptidase activity
Source: RefSeq, a predicted model, not a curated record
GUAAAGAAUGUCUUUGAACAAGAAGGUUUCAGUCGUCAGAAGCGAGGCUACAGGAAUAUCAAUGAUAUAGAAGUCAACAUGAGUGACCCCCUGUUCACCAAGCAGUGGUAUUUGAUAAACACAGGCCAGGCAGAUGGGACCCCGGGGUUGGAUCUUAAUGUGGCCGAAGCUUGGAAACUAGGCUACACAGGCAAAGGAGUUACCAUCGCAAUCAUGGAUGACGGUAUCGACUAUCUACAUCCAGACUUGGCAUCAAAUUAUAAUGCCGAUGCCAGCUAUGACUUCAGCAGCAAUGACCCGUUCCCAUUUCCACGGUACACAGAUGACUGGUUCAACAGUCAUGGUACACGAUGUGCCGGGGAGGUGUCUGCAUCAGCCAACAAUAACAUCUGCGGUGUGGGAGUCGCCUACAACUCCAAGGUGGCAGGUAUUAGGAUGCUGGACCAGCCUUUUAUGACUGACAUCAUUGAGGCGUCUUCCAUCAGCCACAUGCCUCAGAUUAUUGACAUUUACAGUGCCAGCUGGGGACCAACUGAUGACGGCAAAACAGUGGAUGGACCCCGGGAGCUUACACUGCAGGCUAUGGCUGAUGGCGUCAACAAGGGGCGUGGAGGGAAAGGCAGCAUCUACGUCUGGGCAUCAGGAGAUGGUGGGAGCUAUGAUGACUGUAACUGUGAUGGAUACGCCUCAAGCAUGUGGACAAUCUCCAUUAACUCUGCCAUCAACGAUGGACGCACUGCUCUGUACGAUGAGAGCUGCUCCUCCACCCUGGCAUCGACAUUCAGCAACGGACGCAAACGGAACCCAGAGGCUGGCGUUGCCACCACAGACCUGUAUGGAAACUGCACGCUGCGUCACUCUGGAACAUCGGCAGCAGCGCCGGAGGCAGCAGGCGUCUUUGCUUUGGCUCUUGAGGCUAACCCUAACCUGACAUGGAGAGACAUGCAGCACUUGUCCGUCCUGACCUCAAAGCGAAACCAGCUCCACGAUGAAGUCCACCAGUGGAGGAGGAAUGGUGUGGGCCUCGAGUUCAACCACCUGUUUGGGUACGGCGUGCUGGAUGCUGGGGGCAUGGUGAAAAUGGCCAAGGACUGGAAAACUGUACCGGAGCGUUUCCAUUGUGUUGCUGGAUCCAUCCAGGAACCCCAUAAAAUCCAGACUGGCAACAAGCUGGUGUUGACCAUCACCACUGAAGCCUGUCAAGGGAAGGACAACUUUGUCCGCUACCUGGAGCACGUUCAGGCCGUCCUGACCGUCAACGCCAGCCGCCGUGGGGACCUCAACAUCAACAUGACCUCUCCCAUGGGCACAAAGUCCAUACUGUUGAGUCGAAGGCCCCGUGACGACGACGCCAAGGUCGGCUUUGACAAGUGGCCCUUCAUGACCACCCACACCUGGGGAGAGGACCCCCGUGGAACCUGGGUCCUUGAGGUGGGCUUUCAGGGGGAGCAGUCACAGCGAGGGGUUCUGAAGGAGUGGACUCUCAUGCUGCACGGAACACAAAGUGCGCCUUACAUAGACCAGAUUGUGCGUGAUUAUCAGUCUAAACUCGCCAUGUCUAAAAAGGAGGAGCUGGAGGAGGAGCUGGAUGAAGCUGUAGAGAGAAGUUUGAAGAGUUUAUUGAGUAAAAACAACUAAAAUUCAAAUUCCACCUGCAUGUCGCCACCUCCGUCACGUUCUCCUGUAUUUUAACUUCUCUGCAGUCCUGCUCUUUUCUCAAAACCUCACUACUUCUCUUUAGUUGGGGACUGCAUAGUAAAUGCAGACACCUAUUAUUAUCCACCCAACUUGGGUUUCUUAACUUUAUUUAUAUCUUAUACACUCUUUUGUCA